AUGUUUGUAGGAUCGUGCACUGCGCUGCAGGAGCUCAGCGAAACGGCAGCCUACCACAAGCUUCGAAGACUUUGCCAGAAGGGCAAGAACGGUAAGUUGAAAGUGCCAGAAUCAGUGCACGAGGACUACUUGAAAGGUGGCCCUGCCCGAGAUGCACUGAUGGAUGAGCUACAGCGGAGCAAGUUCUUGACUUCCAUCAAGAAGAGCACGGAGAAGCUCAAGGAAAAGGAAAACAAGGUCAGGAAGAGGUGGCUGACACUGAAGCAGAUGAAGGAUGAAGAGAAGUGGUCUGCGUUGGACAAGUACGACCAACGCAUCGAGAAGUUUCACGUGGACGUCGAAGAGUCCGGACACGUGUUGGAUCGCUUGCAGGAGACAGAGCAACAUGAAUCGACAUCGCAGGCAUCAGGGGCUGCAUGGUUCAGAUUAUGCACAUAUAUAUAUGUAAUACAUAAUAUAUAUAUAUAUAUAGAGAGAGAGCAACUAUAUAACCCUACUACACCGCAUCUGUGCAGGCAGCCAAUGGCCCGCAGUUGUCGGGACAGUGGCACGAUUUCGAUGCUCCUCAACCUCCUGUGCGGCCUGUUCCUGGUGCACCUGUUGUUAGGGACGGUGCUCCUGCAGUUGCGGGCGUGGGGCCCUCACCUUCCUCCAUGCCUGCACUUCCUGGCUCACAAGCGCCAGCUGUGA
Symbiodinium sp. CCMP2592 is the source of this 690-nucleotide messenger RNA. Lineage: Eukaryota; Dinophyceae; Suessiales; Symbiodiniaceae. The record is from the annotation of a GenBank genome assembly.